UAUUGAAAUUGUAUCUUCUUCUUCUUCCUUCCCCAUACCGUAGAUUAAAAUUAAAACAGAGAUCUUUCAAAAGCUAAGAACUUGUGAUCGAUCAGCUUCAUCCAUGGAAUCUCAUUCGUUCCUAGACAACAUCGUCUUCUUCCUCUUACGUCCGCUUCUAGCCAUCUCAUUUGUCGUCUGCUUCAUCGCUCUUUGGUGGUUUCUAGCAUGGAAGCUUGUAUUAAGUCAUGUUCCUUUGGUUCAAGAGAUCUUUGGUUUGAAGAAGAAAGUUAUUAAACCCAAACCUGAGUCUCGUGGUCGUUUCUCAAAAUUCUACAAAAGUAUUAGUUCUCAGAAUCAUGUUCCCCAAUGAUAUUGUGAAUUUCAGAAGCUUCCAAAGACAGAACAAUCAAGAAGGAAGAUUCAAGUUUUAUGAUGUUUUGAUUCUUUUGGUGGGAUGUGUGCAAUGUAUGUAAUGUGUACUUUGUAUAGUGUUGAAGUCUUUCAAGCACAAACUGAUUCUAAACUGUGUUGAGAGAUGGUUUGAUUCAUGAA
Messenger RNA from Capsella rubella, 534 nucleotides. RefSeq lists its product as uncharacterized. Bases 104 to 352 code for a protein of 82 amino acids. Lineage: Eukaryota; Viridiplantae; Streptophyta; Magnoliopsida; Brassicales; Brassicaceae. The transcript has 3 exons. The record is from RefSeq and is a predicted model, not a curated record.